Molecule: messenger RNA, 561 nt
Organism: Candidozyma haemuli
Lineage: Eukaryota; Fungi; Ascomycota; Pichiomycetes; Serinales; Metschnikowiaceae
Gene: PNC1
Product: nicotinamidase
Exons: 3
Coding region: 1-561 (186 amino acids)
Source: RefSeq, a predicted model, not a curated record
AUGCUUAAAGCUGCCAUUGGGUGUCCCGAGGGUGACCAGGUUAUCCCCAAGAUCGAGUCGCUUCUUAAUCUUGAGAAGUAUCCAUGGCUGGCCGUGGUGAUCACUCAGGAUUGGCAUCCCAAAGACCAUUGCCUGUUUGCCCAGAAACACAAUGUUGAGCCAUUUACAGAUAUUGAGUUUGAGCAUCCGCUAGGCGAGAAGAAUUGCAAGACUGGCGAGGUGAAGAAACACCUUCAGACGGUAUGGCCCGAGCACUGCGUUCAGGGGACUCCAGGUGCCGAGACAAACCCACGGAUUUUGGAGAAGCUCGAGAAUUCUGUGGCUAAGGUGGUUCCUACAGCGAUCGUGAAGAAGGGCUAUAUUUCAGAUCGAGAGUAUUACCUGUGCUUCACUGACUGCUGGAAGAUUCAUCAUACAGAGAUAGGCGACUUCUUGGUGGAGAAUAGUAUAACAGACGUUGUUUUCGUAGGCUUGGCCUACGACUUCUGUGUUCUACAUUCUGCGAUUCAAAACCUUUGUGGUGAGAGACUGCUGCAAGAGCGUCUUCUCUGGACUGAAUGA